UGAGAUAUUUCUUUUGGUUUCUUAUCACAGAAAUAUUUAUAUGUGUUUCCUUCCAGCAGGCCUACACUCUUCAGGUUGAUCUAGUCCAGUCCCUGGAUAUGUGGGCUCUGUGUGGGAUGGGAUAUCUCAUGGGACAAUUCUUUCAACUUAAGUAUGUUGUUAUGUAUGGAUGCGGAAGUUUUAUUGCAAAACUAGAUUCAGUAGACGCUCCCCCACAUCCUAAGUGCAUUGCAAGAAUUCAUCUGUACUCUGAGAUGUGGAGAUAUUUUGAUGUUGGUCUUCAUGAGUUUAUGCAUAAUUAUAUCUUCCAACCCCUCACUAAGCUUCAUAGCAGUUUACCAGGAAAACUGGUGUACAGUGUAAUCUGCUUUAGCUUUGUGUACAUUUGGCAUGGAACCUAUGAUUUUGUCCUAAUCUGGAGUAUACUAAACUGUACUGGNAUUCAAAUUUGA
Messenger RNA from Eurytemora carolleeae, 452 nucleotides. RefSeq names its product protein-cysteine N-palmitoyltransferase Rasp (gene rasp). The coding region runs from base 99 to 452 and encodes 117 amino acids. Gene Ontology annotation, cellular component: endoplasmic reticulum. Gene Ontology annotation, biological process: protein palmitoylation. The transcript has 6 exons. Lineage: Eukaryota; Metazoa; Arthropoda; Copepoda; Calanoida; Temoridae. Gene Ontology annotation, molecular function: palmitoyltransferase activity. The record is from RefSeq and is a predicted model, not a curated record.